Dryobates pubescens (Downy woodpecker) is the source of this 2258-nucleotide messenger RNA. RefSeq names its product abhydrolase domain containing 17B, depalmitoylase (gene ABHD17B). The record is from RefSeq and is a predicted model, not a curated record. The transcript has 4 exons. Gene Ontology annotation, cellular component: endosome membrane; plasma membrane. Gene Ontology annotation, biological process: protein depalmitoylation. The coding region runs from base 185 to 1051 and encodes 288 amino acids. Gene Ontology annotation, molecular function: palmitoyl-(protein) hydrolase activity. NCBI's taxonomy places the organism in Eukaryota, Metazoa, Chordata, Aves, Piciformes, Picidae.
CGCGCGUCUGUGCCGCCGAGCUGCAGCCGCUGGCUGAAGCCGGGGCGCUGAUAGCUUCCCGUCGCUGGGCCGUUACUCAGCACAACCGGCACCCCUCCCCCAGCCGGUCCGGAGUUCCAACGGCGGCGGUUGGGAAAGUGUGGGCCCGCCGCUGCUGAGCGGAGCGCCAGACGCAGACUAGAAGAUGAAUAAUCUUUCCUUUAGUGAACUGUGUUGCCUAUUCUGUUGUCCACCAUGCCCAGGGAAAAUUGCCUCCAAACUGGCAUUCUUACCUCCUGAUCCCACAUACACACUGAUGUGUGAUGAGAGUGGUAGUCGCUGGACUUUGCAUCUCUCCGAGCGAGCAGACUGGCAAUAUUCUUCUAGAGAAAAAGAGGCCAUUGAGUGCUUCAUGACUAGAACGAGUAAAGGUAAUAGGAUUGCCUGUAUGUUUGUGCGUUGUUCGCCUAACGCCAAGUAUACUUUGCUCUUCUCACACGGAAAUGCUGUUGACCUAGGACAGAUGAGCAGUUUUUACAUAGGACUGGGUUCCCGGAUUAAUUGCAAUAUAUUCUCAUAUGAUUAUUCUGGAUAUGGUGCAAGUUCUGGGAAACCAACAGAGAAGAAUCUGUAUGCUGACAUUGAUGCUGCUUGGGUGGCUCUUAGGACAAGGUAUGGAAUCCGCCCUGAAAAUGUGAUUAUAUAUGGCCAGAGUAUAGGAACAGUACCAUCUGUGGAUCUUGCUGCUAGGUAUGAAAGUGCUGCUGUAAUUCUUCACUCUCCACUGACCUCAGGAAUGCGAGUAGCUUUUCCUGAUACAAAGAAGACCUACUGCUUUGAUGCAUUCCCAAACAUUGACAAAAUUUCUAAAAUAACAUCUCCUGUAUUAAUAAUCCAUGGAACUGAAGAUGAAGUAAUUGACUUUUCACAUGGUCUAGCAUUAUUUGAACGUUGCCAGAGACCCGUAGAACCACUGUGGGUAGAAGGAGCAGGCCAUAACGAUGUGGAACUCUAUGGACAGUAUCUUGAAAGAUUAAAACAGUUUGUGUCACAGGAAUUGGUAAACUUGUAACUUUCUUUGUAUAGUUACAUGAUUUUUCAUUUCACUGCAGAACUGCACACCUUGGUAAAACCUGAAGGUUGUGUUUUCAAAUGAUCUUGGUUGCCUUCAUUAAAUGUACAGGUAAUUUGUCAACAUAAUUAAUGAAGGUUUUAGUGCCAGUAUUAUAAACUGGAAUUACAUGAUCAUGCAGUCAAGCUUGGCAAUUCAUAUUACUUUAUGUGAGUUGUUUUUUCUUCUUCGAUAAAAAAAAAAGAAAUCACAAGAAGUACUGUAUGAAAUUUUAAUUAUAUAAAAUCAAAUGCUGUAAAAGUGUUGCCAAAUGAUUUAGCAUAUCAAACCAAGUUUAUAAAUAUUUUUAAACAUCUCAAAAUGUACUGUGACUUCCUCUGUUGCACAGGUGUAAAUUAAGAAAACAGACUUCUAAGCAGAUGUUCUGUAAAAAUGUAAUAGCCAUGAAAUUUGAGCAAAUAUGUUAUAAGAAUAGAGAGUCACUGGAAGUGACCCAUGCCCUGUUAUAAGGCAAGGGAGUCAAAAGAGAUCUUUUCCCAUAUUUUUUUUAUCUUUUUGUGCUUAGUUUUACUUCAGUUGUUUUUUUCUUGUGUUAUUGUUUUUACUUUUCAGGUUAAAGCAAUUUACCAACUCAUCUUCUCAGCAGUCCUAAUUUUGCCAAAAUAAUGCUGCAAGUUAGCAUUAUUGUAGCAUAAAUAUCACUCACAUGAUUGCUACUGAGGACAAUAAGUACUUCUUCAAAACCAGUAAGAUUUUUAGAACCUAGAAGGCUUUGUGGACAGUGUAGUUUUAAACGAGAUUGGAGUGUGUAGUCUAAAAUCUUCCUGGUUUUUGAAUAUUAUAUGGGGAUAUUACUAAUUGCACCUGAAUUGAUAGGGGGAGGAGCAAGAAGAGAAUGACUUUUUUGUAUUAAUUCAUAGCAAAAAUAAACUUUGUAAGUUGCCUUUCCCUUGAAUGCAUUUUUGUGUGAAUGAAAUUAUGAAAAAUAAACUUUAAUUAUUCGUAGCCUAUUUGUAAACAAAGUAGUAUUUCAACAGUACACACUGUGCUUCUAUUUUUAAGGCCUUACGUAGUUUACUUGUUCAUCUUGGGUUUUGUGAUUGAGACUAUUGUAUACUUAAAUGUAGCUUCAAGUAUUGUGAAAACUUUGGUUAAGAUGUGUUGAUUAACAGUAAAUAAUAUCCCACACACUUGCUGUUCUUUUUUU